AUGUCCAGUGGCCGGGCAACAAGUCAAGAGGAUCUGCUCACUGGCUUCGCGGCUGUCGCACCAUUGUUCGCUGCGCCUGCAGAGCUCAAGGCACAGUCUGAGUUUGAUCUGGAUGCCAUCAUGCCUACGAUACUGGCGCCACUUUACGAGACUAUUAAUGCGGCGAUGGGAGACUGUCUGUCUCGGUACGAUCUGCGGGAUCGUUUGCACGAGAUCAAGGUGCCGACUUUGGUCUAUGUUGGUAGAUAUGACUGGAUUAAUCCCGUGUCGAGUAGUGAGGAGAUAGUGGCGAACAUCCCAGGUGCGAAGUUGAUCGUCUAUGAGAAGAGUGGACACUUCGCUGCGCUGGAGGAGAAGACGAAGUUUCGGCGAGACUUCAGAGACUUUGUGAAGGGGUUGGGGGUUGAGGGGAUACAGGUGUGA
Molecule: messenger RNA, 423 nt
Organism: Recurvomyces mirabilis
Lineage: Eukaryota; Fungi; Ascomycota; Dothideomycetes; Mycosphaerellales; Teratosphaeriaceae
Exons: 1
Coding region: 1-423 (140 amino acids)
Source: RefSeq, a predicted model, not a curated record